AUGAUUCCGCUGAAACUACCUGUUAAAGAAAAAGUUAUUGAUGGAUUCGUAAUCAAUCAAUCACUACCAAUAAAAAAUAAUAAAAGAGUGACUAGGAUUGCGAACGGUGAACAAUUUGACCAAUCCUACUAUCCUUAUGUGGUUGGAUUAAAAAUACAAAUUGUUAAUGAAGAAGCAUACUGUACCGGUACUUUGGUAUCACCAAUAUUCGUGUUAACAGCUGCUCAUUGUAUCGAGGGAGCAAAUUCCAUAGAGGUGUACGAAACCGAUCCGCGAAAUGAGAUUGGUGAAAAAAGAGAAGUCAUAAAAUUAUUUAAACAUUCAUUAUAUAAUGAUACAACUUUAGUUGCUGAUUUGUGUUUAUUAAAGAUAAGCGAACCAUUUAAAGACAUUACUAGUUACGCAAUUAUUGCCGGUAAUCCGGAGCUUUUUGCAAACGAAACCUCAUUGAAAUGUUUUAUAUUUGGUUGGGGUAAAAAUGAAGUCGGUUACCCAAAGCAUAGAGCAAAUGUAGCUUCUGUUUGGGUAAAGUAUGGACCUGAUGCUUGUAAAGUACCGCCAGACAAUCACUAUAUAAAAAAUAUUGUUAAAAGUACGUGGAAAAAUUUUUUGUGUCCAAUACCCAAUAACCGUAUGGCAUGUAUUGGAGAUAGCGGAGGUGCUUUAAUGUGCCAAGGAUUCCUAUUUGGUAUUACCAGUCACGGUUAUAACUAUUAUCCUGGAAUGGGCCAUUUAAAAACAGAAUGCGGCGAUACUCGUGUUCAGACUAGACAUAUAUUUAUCUACACUUAUCGGAACUGGAUUGAUGAUAUUAUUAUACAUGGAACAUCUAACAUAUUAAAGUUCGACUAUUUAAUGUUACUGUUUAAACAUGGUCCAUCUGGUUCACGAUUACAGGCCUAUAAACGAGCAGCUUGGUCUUCAAACAUGAGCUGUCAAAUGCACUGUCUUCAUUAA
Messenger RNA from Melanaphis sacchari, 957 nucleotides. RefSeq names its product trypsin-like. Lineage: Eukaryota; Metazoa; Arthropoda; Insecta; Hemiptera; Aphididae. Gene Ontology annotation, molecular function: serine-type endopeptidase activity. The transcript has 6 exons. Bases 1 to 957 code for a protein of 318 amino acids. The record is from RefSeq and is a predicted model, not a curated record. Gene Ontology annotation, biological process: proteolysis.